Messenger RNA from Chrysemys picta bellii (western painted turtle), 3470 nucleotides. RefSeq names its product engrailed homeobox 2 (gene EN2). Gene Ontology annotation, molecular function: RNA polymerase II cis-regulatory region sequence-specific DNA binding; DNA-binding transcription factor activity, RNA polymerase II-specific. Gene Ontology annotation, biological process: neuron differentiation; multicellular organism development; regulation of transcription by RNA polymerase II. Gene Ontology annotation, cellular component: nucleus. Lineage: Eukaryota; Metazoa; Chordata; Testudines; Emydidae. The record is from RefSeq and is a predicted model, not a curated record.
UUGGGGGAAAUAAUGCAUUGGUUUGCAGAACUGAAAGGCUAACAAGCGGAAGAAAGAAAAGGAAAGGAAAGAAGGGGGAUUUAAAAACAACGUUUUGGCUAAAGUUCGAGCACACCCGAGGCUCUGCUUUCGCCAACUCUGGAUUUUGAAUGUUCUUUGAACUGAGUGGAGCCAGGGAACAAACAAACAAACCCACGUUUUCUAAACCCCACUCGCUCUCGCACGGAAAGGGCUGGGGGUGGGGGCUUAACAAGAGAAACAUUUGGGGAUUUGUUCUACAGCAUGGAGGAGAAUGACCACAGUCCUAGGGAAGAAGCCCUGGAGCAGCAGCAGCAGGAGUCCAGCAGCGGCAGCAGCAGCGAUGCGGAGCCCAACAGGAGCCGGGCAAUGAUCCUGCCCGUGGUUCUGCAGGCGCCUGGGAAUCACCAGCACCCGCACCGGAUCACGAACUUUUUCAUAGACAACAUCCUGAGGCCGGAGUUCGGGCGGAGGAAGGAAGGGGGGACCUGCAGCAGCGGCAGCAGCCCGGAGCAGCUGCUCUUAGCCGGCAGGGAGAACCGACGGAGUCCCUCUACGGCGCCGGGAUCUGGGGGGCAACUCACCGGCGGAGGGGGAGGCUCCCCGGGCGAAGGAGAAGGAGGCUCCAAAGCCCUUGCUCUCAAUGGGGGAGCCAAGAAAGGAGGCGACUCCGGGGCCUUGGAAGGAGCCUUGAAAUCCCGGGGGCUAAGCGGCGGCGAUCUGUCUGUGAGCUCGGACUCUGAUAGCUCCCAAGCCAGCUCCAACACCAGUAACCAGCCCAUGCUCUGGCCAGCCUGGGUUUACUGUACUAGAUACUCGGACAGGCCUUCUUCAGGCCCCCGGUCUCGUAAACCAAAGAAGAAGAAUCCCAACAAAGAAGACAAGCGUCCCAGGACAGCCUUCACCGCGGAGCAGCUGCAGAGACUGAAAGCGGAGUUUCAGACGAACAGAUACUUGACGGAGCAGAGGAGGCAAAGCCUGGCUCAGGAACUCAACCUCAACGAGUCUCAGAUCAAAAUCUGGUUUCAGAACAAACGAGCCAAAAUCAAGAAAGCCACUGGCAACAAGAACACCCUGGCGGUGCAUCUCAUGGCACAAGGACUGUACAACCACUCCACCACAUCAAAAGACGGCAAGUCAGACAGUGAAUAGAAAGGGGGCCGGGGGAAGGCCGGGGAAGGGGGCAGUGUUCAGUCAAAGUUUAUACAAUGCAAUAAUUUAAUUAAAAAAAUAAGGGCCAGUGUAUAAAGAUUAUACCAGCAUUAAUAGUGAACAUAGUGUGUAUUAGAUAUAAUUCUGCAAUAUUCUAUGUGUAUAUAAUUUACAGGUAAGGUGUAAAAAUCCAAAAUAUCUGAUUAUAAAAUAUUUUUGAUUUUGUUUUGUUUUAUUUUGGUUCUAUGGAGAUUUUAGAUGGUAUCUUUAUGAAUUUUUUUAAUGCUUAAGUUACAUUUUUAUAGACUUAAGCGCUGUUUUAAUGGACAUUGGACACUGUUUUUUGAAAUUCAAAAAAAAAAUUAAAAACAAUUUUUGCUGAAGUCCAAAGAUUUUUAUUGCUGCAUUUCACACGACUGUGAACCGAAUAAAUAGUUCUCCGGUUUGUUCGAUGAGUUUUACCAUUAUUAUUUUUUUGUGUUUGGCUUCGGGGAUAGAAAACAAUGAUUUAAUUUAAAAAAAUGUAAUAGGGAAAGAAACCCCAAGGCAUUGUAUUAACAAAAAUGUCCAGGAUCCUUUCUUUAAUUUGCCCUCACUUCUUCAUUCGGUUGGGCUCAAUCAAAGGCUAGAGGGUGUACAUGAUCUGAGAAAGCUGGCCAGCAAGGGAUGGGGGCGAUCAAGGAGUUCAUUUAGCGCUUAGUUGAUUUUUUUCCCUUCCCCGUAGCUUGGUUGGAAAACUUUUGAAGUAAACAUCACAACUUCCGGGAGAAUGUCAUAGGAAGCGAACAAACAAAAACACCCUUUUCCAUAUGAAGGAAACUUUUCUUUUGGGUCUUUGCCGUGCGUGUGUGCGUGCAUUAUUAGACAAUAACACACUCAUCUAUACAAACCUGCACAGAUCCCUUUUCCCGUUAGUUCAUCGCAUUUUGUAGCUUAGACGCUUCUUCUCUUGCCCCCAGGAAGGCGUUGUCCUUUAGCUGGCAGGCGGCAAGUAGCCUAGGAUGACUUUUGCAAAAGGCUCUGGUUUGCCUUGGACAAAUCUACACCAGACCGCAGUGCAGGGCUGCUGGUAUUUGAAGCGUGGGGGGGGGGGGGUUCGUGAGUGCCGGCUUCCCAAGGACAGCACGGAGUUGCACAAUGUUUGGGGAGGAACAGGUUCUCGUCAAAAUCUGUCUGAGAACCGGUGGUAUAAAUUAGUAGACGUAUCUUUAAGAUCUCCUGCUUGUCUCACUGCUGUGUAUACAGGAAACUGAUUGCAAAAAUACUUAUCAAGGCUAUUGGAUAAAGAACGUAUACAACUUAUUGGGUGAAAAACUGGUAAACCCAUCAACUUUGGCUCUUAACUGAAAAAAAAAAUCAAACUGAACAAUGACUAUAUAAAAAAAUGCAUCCAGAAAGCCUCUUCCUGUCCCAUUGCCUCCACACAGGCAGUUUUGGUCCAGGAAAACACCAGAUCAAGAGGGGCUGUGGGAAAGGAGAAUUGGGGCACUUAUUUCAGCACCACCGACCUCUAUUAUGCAGGAUGGGUAACCCAUAAGAAGGGAGGGGAUCUCUCAUGUCCUGUUUUGAUCAGAAAGACAGAGGAGCCCAUCACAAGCAGUGGUAUUUUAUUUUAGAAAAAUCAGUAGCCUAAUAUUAUCCAGUGACAAAUAUCUGUCGGUCUAGAAUAUGGGGCAGGUUUUAAAUCAAACAUAUCUAUUAAACUGAAUAGUAAUAUGAAGGGACAGUCAGUGUAAAUAAACAUUUCUUAGCAUUUGGGUUUUGGUUUGUUUAUUUCCCCCCUGGCAAUUCUAGUUUCUGAUUUGAAAACGUGGCACCGUGUAAACUAAACAUUUUCAAGGUUUGUAUCGUUCUUUUAAUAGUUCUCCCAGUUCUAGAUUCUUCCCCUCCCCCUCCCCGGUUUGGAAUAAAGUGUCCAAAAUGUUGGCCAGGGCCACAAGGCACCCCGAGUGGGUGUGUAUUGUACAAUAAUUCAGGACUAUAGUCUCCUUGAUGAUUGAGGGUGAAUUUAUCGCUUUGCCUUAAAACUUCUUUAUUUCACAGCUAUAAUAGACACACAUUGUACAUAUUAGUAUAAACUUUAAAAAAGAAGCAAACUAUAAAAUAAAAGCUGUAAUUUUAAAUUCUGUGAAUAAUCAUCAGCUGCUUAGGAGACAGGAUUAAAUGACAUUGCCUUUUAGCAAGAAAGCAAAGAUUUUUUUCAGUUUAUAAAACGUGCAUUUUACAAUUGCAGUAUCAAAUAUUUAUAAUCUUAUGAAAUAUGAAUGUUUCUAUUUACAACUGUGGUCUCAAAAUUGUGA